UUACUUUUGACUCUGAUGGUCUGUGCUACUUCAGUGCUCUGGUCUGGACUGCAUGGAAACGUUGGCCUGCUUUUAUCGAGCCCACCACGUCCGAAUCUCUCCACAACUGCAUGUGCCUACCCGCGCAUGGCGGCAUGCUUCAUGCUUUCCGUCCAUGCAAAUUCUUCCCACGCCUUCAAGUUGCAUUUGCAUCGUCGCAGCUCGAUCUGCUUAUCUGCUCUUGCUGAAACCCAGUCUAGUUUCGAAUCAGCAAGUGUUAGCCGGCUGUUGAAAGAGUGUGGAUUCGACCCAUCGAGGUUCGAGAUGGCCGACAGGGUCAAGGAUUCGUAUUACCGCGCGCAUCAAAAUUUGCCGCUGGAAUGGCGUCAGGUGCUGGGUUUGGUGAUCUUUUUGGUUGCGGCAGCGACGGUGACUACUGUUGCAUUUGUCACGCUUGCUGGCUCCGCCUUCGCCUCCGUGAUGGCAUUACCAAUUCUCCUCUUGUUCAGCCCAGUUCUCAUCCCGCUUGGGAUUGGAGCCUUGUUCGUCAUCGCUGUUGCGCUGGGCUUAGGCGGAUUCGCCUCCUCUCUCGUUUGGGUGUACAAGUAUUUCAAGGGCGCUCAUCCCGUUGGCUCCGACCAGGUUGGUGCCGCACGUUUCAAGCUGAACGAAGGAGCGGGGUUAGUGAAGAAGAAGGCGACGGAGUAUGGCCAAGAGGCAAAAUCCCGUGUCCAGGCUGGUACUAGCCUUGCUUCCGAUAUUAUUAAGCAGACUGACACCAAUAUUCCCAAUCCAGCACCGUAGGUUGAUAAUCCACCCAGGUUUCUAUUCAUAAAGUAGAAGGAUUACACUCCAAAUGUCCAAGUUUCACGCACUAGCUAAUCAAUUUCGAGCAGUUUUUCUAGCUGCACAAAACGGUACUCGUAGGAGAGAGGGACUGGCCUUGGUCCGACAUGCCGGGUGCACCACUCGGCGACUUGUUGCAUGUCAUCCUUUUAGGUUUCCAUCAAAAUCUGUUUCCAAAUCUUAAAAGUAGACGUCUACAUGGAAAACAUUUCACAGUUGGGGAGUUUUUGGACUUGGAUGUUAUAGACCCAAAUGGAAUAAACUUUUAUGCAUGACAGCGGGAGUGAGCACUACGCGCCGCUGUGAAGUGCUGCACAAAGUAAAGACCUCUUUAAAUACCGAA
Physcomitrium patens is the source of this 1168-nucleotide messenger RNA. RefSeq names its product oleosin G. Gene Ontology annotation, biological process: lipid storage. Gene Ontology annotation, cellular component: monolayer-surrounded lipid storage body; membrane. Lineage: Eukaryota; Viridiplantae; Streptophyta; Bryopsida; Funariales; Funariaceae. The record is from RefSeq and is a predicted model, not a curated record.